Pocillopora meandrina is the source of this 10414-nucleotide messenger RNA. The record is from the annotation of a GenBank genome assembly. Lineage: Eukaryota; Metazoa; Cnidaria; Anthozoa; Scleractinia; Pocilloporidae.
GAGGUAGUCAUUCGCGUCGCGAAAUGGGUAACGGCAUUUAUAAUCUAUGGGGCUGUCUUAUCGUGUGUUGUGACAAGCAAGAUUUGUUUGCUAGUUCUAGGGCAGCAGUUUAAAAGUAUCGAUGAAACUACAACGAAUUCCACAACCAAAUAUUCGUCAGAGACAAAUAAACAGGCUCUGUUUUUGAUGCUCGUUUUGGUUUUAAUGAUCCCAGAAGCUGUUUGUUUUAUAAUUACAUGUUGGACAAGUUUGUUGGAGAAAGAUCGACCGUGGCCUUCGAAGCAAGCAUCCAUAUUUGUAAGUAUCAGAUCUUCAUACUUAGUCAUUGCUAAAAUGAAUCUCUUUAAUGUUUGCGUUUUAAAUAAGGAAAUUUUAAAAUUGAAAUUAUGCCCAGCUAAGGGAAGAUUUUUUACAAGCUGAAUGAACUCGGUCUGACAUCAUUUUUGAGCAUUUCCAGUUUUACGCGAACGUUUCGCACUAAGGCAAUUUGGUCAAAUGUGUCGUACGGCCAAUGAGACCUGCCAAUACAGCGCGAUUUCUCCUCCUAAAUCAGAUGUGUAAAGUGAAUUAGCAGUGAAUACUAAGACUGACCCACAACCUUCCAAAACCACGCAAAAAAUUUGAAAUUGCCUAGGGUUGAAAUACGUAUUCAUGUCUUCUGCAUAUCUUUUUUCAUGUUUGUUGUUUUCACUUUAGUCUCCGGUUUGAUUGCUUACUUCUUCCGUGUUUCCUAAAUGAAAUUUAUCAAAUUGGCGAGUGAAUUAAAUCUAUCAUUCAAUUAGACAGAGGACCAAGAAUACUAGAGGUUGGAGUACUCAGUGAUGCGAUACCGUUAAGGUCACUUGUGUGUUUAAUGUUUGUGUUUCAUUUUGCUGCGUUUAUUUAAAAUUUUUCUCUAUGUCCCUGUGGUGAGAGUUACUGCAGGAGGAAAUCAUUUUAUUUUUAGACGCCUUUAAAUCUUUAUCAGUAACAGUAAAUAUUUCGCAAUUUCUGGAAGAAAGGCUUCUCUUCGUCUCUACCUCAUCACGAAAGUAAAUGAGAGAUGUUGUCGAUGGAAAUCACUAUUGAUACAACAGCGUCACGUGGCUACAGAGCUGUGAUUGCAAUUUAGGCUUUUCACUCAUGCUCUUUCAAAAUAGCAGAAAAUAAUUUUAUAGCCAGUGUUAUUUCGCAUGAGUGCGUCAAUGGACACAAAAGAAAGGCGUCCACGAUCUGUAAACGCUACGAGAAUGAACAAAAUGGCUCAAAAUGUUCUAAGUUAAAUAACAAUGGGGAAUUUUAAGAACAGGUUUGACCGCCUAAUUAGAGAAAUACUUUUAUUCGCCAGACAGUCGCGUAUUUACGCGUGAAAACUGCGUCCGUUCUUGUGUUAUGCCUUAUGUUAACUCAAUCAACUCUACUACGUCCUUUCACUAAUGGGUAUUAUACAUUAUCUUGAUAAUGGCUUCGUGAAAGCGCUGAUUUGCUAGUACCAGUUAGUCUUACAUGCUUACUACAAACAAAAAUUUCUCUUCCUGUUUCUAAAAGGGUCGGAUAUUCUUUACUUUCCAGGAAAAGAAUUGUGUUUGCUUGUGUCUGUUUAUGUGCGAGCUCCUGACACAUAAACAGAAAAGCAGUGCGAAACGAUUACAAGUAUAUUCCACUAAAUGUACUUGUUGCCGGUUUAAAACGUAAGGUUGAAUUCUCACAAGCUAACAUCGUCUAUACUUCUUUCUUAUUCGGUAAGUAAUUCUCUGAUUUUCAUUGUAACGUCGUAAAAACAAACAAAAAAUCAUUUUCCUUCGAUGGCAGUUCUAAUUUCAUAGACAGACUUUUCGCGCUAUGUUGAACUGACAAAAAUGAUGCGGAGACUUUUAGCUCUCAUGCUAUGAAGGGUCAAAUUAAAAAUGAAAUACUCAAGUUCUCGGUGACUGAACUCAAGAUUCAAUAUAUUGAGGAAUUGUCUGUUAAACUAAACCCGUGUAUAAUUUCGGAUCGAAGGGAUUCAAUGGCAAUAUUUCCUGCUUUGUUGAGAUGUAUGGUCGAUUAAAAAAAUUAUGGGUCAAAGGAAAUUAACCAGUGGUAGCAGGUGUUUGGAACUGGAAAUUAUUUGCAAAAACGAUAUCACUGCUUCCAUAAUUAACCCAAAGACUUUCAUUUUAAUUCAAUGGCAUUUUUGACUGGCCAUUAGGAAUUGAAUAAAUUUCUCUCGCCCCAGCCCUCCCUCUUUGCGUUACGUGAUAUCAGAUAAUCACUAUUUACUGACGAUUCGUCUGUCAAUCUUUUUACCACAAUAGGCAUUGUUAUCACAAUCUGAUUGGCCAGUUUGCCGUUUUUGAUAAGUGUACAGACAACACUGCUCGCAUCAAUGUGUUACGAUCGACAGUGGUUUAGCGUGGUCUGUACUCUUAUCAACAACGAUAUUCGUCAUUAUUGCAGUGCUCAAAAUUUGUUACGGACUCAUCCGGCUGCUUCCAUAACAUUUUAAGCUCUGCGAUGACGACUAUCGUUGUCAAGAAGAGUACAGACCACGCUUAACCACUGUCGAUUUGUUAAUUGGCCGCUUGAGAGAUGUCAAAUAUUUUUUGGCCACUUGAGAGUAAAUAUUAUCAUCGUAUCUGUUUUAUGUCGGUGGAGUUCCUGCGAACGUAACACGAGACUUGGGCCAUUAAAUUUCAAAUAGACACCUUUUCCGAUGCAAUGCCGAAUCAACGUCACACAACGUUGAUCUCGUCUUCUCGAUUUUUUCGAACGCUCACAAUUUUUCCGGAUAUACUGGUUCCCAAUCAGAUAUCUUUGGCUCUAUGUGGUCUUAAGUACAUAACAGCAAGUGACACGCAUACAAAUAGCACUCGGUGCAGCAAUUAUCAUCAUCUCUUAUUUGUAUCUCCACAUUCAAAACUUAGGAUGCUAUAAUUUUUUCUUUACACGGCAGACUUUGAUUGGUGGAUUUUUAGAAGCAUGCUGCUUGUGCUACAUUGCUGUGGUGAUGGUGACAGUUCUACCAGUGAGCCCUGAUUCAAUCGUGUUACUAAUGUGCAGUGUAUCUGGCUUAUCGUUACUAUGGCAGGAAGUCUACAAAUUUUUGUGGCAACGCGAAACCCCAAUCAGCAAGCAGGUUAUAGUGGCAUCUCUACUCUCCACCGUUCUUGUUUUUGCUGGCACUAUCAUUCUGUCUUUCAAGGUAACUUGAACUAAAAUUGCUUUUGUUCUUCGACCUUGUUGUUCACAUUGUUAUUUAUCAUUAAUAGAUGUCUUGAAAUGUUGAAAAAUGAGCAGAACUACACUAUUUGCAAACAUUUCAUGAACGGGUGACAAAUUAUUGGGUUUCUCCACAUUUAACUUAAAGGGUAACUGACGCCAAAUUUUUCUUCUUUUCUUUUUUUUUGUCCUAAUACAUUCCUCUUGGGUUAAAGAAUCCUAAAUGAGCAAAUUAACGAUAUAAUGUGCAAAAUCAAAUUUUUUACGAAUUUCUUUUGAGGCUUAAUCGACAGCCAUUUUGAGAACAGUUCGAUUCAGGUCACGUGAUGUGAGACGUCACACGUGUGUAAGGCAUUAAAAGGCGUCUUGUCAAGACCUGAAAGUAACAACUUCGCCCAGGCUGUUCAGCUGCUAUCGAAAUUUACGAGCGGAAAAAAAUAGGAUUUGUUCCACUCUGGUAUAGGCCACCAUUUAGAGACUACGAAAUACGAAGAGAGAAAUAAAAUAACGAAGGCUGAAAAAUCGAAACGCGACGGAUCGCAUGUCUGUAUUCAGAGCCACAGGUAAUUUGCACGCCAUUCCAAACAGCUGCAAAAAAAUAGAUUUUUUCCUCUUACCAUUAUCGAGUCCUGUACUAAAAGAAAUGUUUUUUAGUCCAAGCCGAAAAGCAUUUGUCUUUAGAUUUUGUCCGGUGUAUAUCACUGUGACUUCAGGCCCAUCGGUUCUGGAGUGAGCGUGACUAACGCAAAGUGUUGUCGCGUAUUAUGGGAGGUCGUCAUCUGGUUUCGUGAACGAAACUCUUUCACGUUCCCGAAAUGUACAAGAUUUAUCCUUUUUUAUUUUUUUAACGGAGACUCGGAAGACUUCUGUUGUAACUUUUUGUUUAUUUCCUUCGAUGAAUUUCGUUUCUAGCUGAGAGUUCUCCAGGAAUGAUUAAAGCUAACAUUGAGCUGCAUAUAUAGCACAUUCGUGUGCCUAAGUUUAAUUAACUUCCAAUGGAAGUGAAUAUUAACAGAAACAUGGUAUAAAAGAAUGUUACAAGAAGCGCUUUGUUAUGAGCGCCACACUCAAGCGUUGUUUCUCAUUUGCGACCGGAAACAUGAUGAAAUCAAUCCUGUCCGAAAGGUUACUUGUUUCAAAAAUGUAUCAAUGUCAGCAGAGUGAACAAUAAAACAAUAAAUUACUCGCGCUCGUUUAUCGUAAAUAAAACAAGCCGACAACCUGAGAGAGUAAACCACUAUAGCACACGUCAAGGGACUACCUCGCACCCACCGUUUAAAACGUAGUGCUUUGGUAAAAAGCACUACGGAAAUAACAAGCACGUAAUGUUUCUCAAAUUACGACCUGAACUUGAAAAAGAAAAACAACCAAAAAAAAAAAAAAUUUUUAUAUAUAUAUUCACGCUCAAGUUAUCCAAACCUGUACCACUCUUAGCCGUGUUGAAAUUUACGAUAUGGACUGAAAACGACAGGAUGUAGAACAAAGAAAACGAAAACCAGUGAAGCGCUGUGUAGCGAUGUUUUUUAACAAAACAAAUGCAGACGAUGUCAGCCUUCACCAGUUUCCCCUAACCCUGGAUGCUGGACAAUACAUCUGGCUUCUUCCUGAAACUAUUCCACUGUAACAUCCUCCAAAUUUUUAUUUUUGACGACAUCUACUUCUUGGCAAAAGAUGUUUUCUUCCUCCCUCCACAUUGAUUGGAAGAAUCCACACUGACACCUUGUAAUAAAAAAAUCUGUAUGAUUGUAUGAUUGGUUUCACCAAAAGGAACAGUUAUCAGCUCUGUAACUGUCACAAACGUGAGAGAUAACCCAAACUUUAGGCUACUUUACUUCAUUUACAAUUCUGCAUGUGCGAAUGCUAUUUUUUCUGAACCGUGUUUUAAAGUAAAAGCCGAGAAAUAUUCAAUAGUUCGCCAAAUUCAACACAGGAAAACUUAAAAUCGAUUCAAACGCGUGUGAACCUGUAUAAUCCAUCCAAUUAAACUUCCACAAGCGUGUAUGUUUGUAUUUCAGUCAGUGAAACCUUAGCUUCGAAAGGUGCGUGCGUCUAGCAUAAAAACACUUCGCUCCAAUGGUAUUCAAGAGUUUGCACAUUUGGUUUUCUUUACUUGAUCGCUCCUACAUUUAACAAGCGACUGAUUUUCAGAUACUUUAUUUAUAGUCGUAAAUGCUAUCACCAUUCUCGCUUUCUUGAUUGAGGCGGCCGCAGCCCUCGGGCUCUUGAUCCUCUUCUGACUCUCGCGCUCUAUUUUAGGUUACGUUCGUCCUGGCGGUUCAAAUCGCAAGGGCCUGGUUUGGCCAAAAGAUUCAUAAACCCUUUCAUUACGUUCACCUUCCAUCGAGGCCUCAAAAUCCGAAUAAACAGACCCCGAAGUAGAACUACUUUCGCUCGAAGUACUAUCCGCCAUAUUUACUUUGCUCAAUGUACACACGUGAGACGUAUAACGUCACAUGAUCAAAAUCGAAGCUUUUACGGCGGAUGACUCAUGAAGCUGCAUUCAGGAGAGUUUUCCCGGCGAAAAAAGGUACAAAGAGGCAUUCGAAACACAUUGUAUCUGUUUCAAUGCGUUACCCCAGGCAUUUAGACGGUAUUCCGAAAAAGUGACCUGUUAGCCGUCAGUUACGCUUUAACGUUAGAUCCAACCAUUUUAGAAUUGAAUUGGUAAAAAGUGGCGCACAUCAUUAACAUUCGUUAAGACAGACGCCAGUGAGCGUUUAAAAUGGUUUUUUACACGUCAGUUGAUUGUUUUGAAUGCAACACAGAAUUGUGAUAAUACUGUAUAUUAAAAGCAAAAAAUACUCUUUUACUUUUGGUUAGGAAUGCCUAAUACUGCUAUUUUUUGCAAGCUCAAGAGAAAUUUAAUAAAUUAAAUUCAUGGAUUCGAACAACAAAGAUUUCUUAAUAGCAAGCCAAAAAUUUAAAGGACACAAAGAAUAAAUAAAUUCCUGUCAUUUCUGCUUCGACAUGGCUUUUAAUUUGUGAGGAUCCUUAGUUAUCUUUCUAUUAGAUAUCAUGUUAUUGAGAAAAAAGUGAAAAGUCGAUAAUUUUCUUGCUUAUUUUUUGUUUUAAGGUGACUGACCGAACAGGACAGAUUUGUUCUCAAGCUGCUUUUUACAUGCUCUCCAUUGUCUGGUCGCCCAAGUUUAGAGAAGUCCAAAUUCAAGGGAACUAUGCCAAAGGUAAGUGUCCUGAGGCCAUCAAUUCAUGUAGCAUUGUCAACAAUCCAGAGCAAGGUAACGAUGAGAUUCCAGAAUCAUCAGUCAUCAGACUUGGGACCGUGGAGAGCAGAAACAGUCACCAAGAGCAAGAUCCUACUGUGGAAGGGGAAGGAAUUCCAGUUAUUUAUUCUCGCGAUGCAAUUGAUAGUCACUCACAAGAAGGUAAUGUAACAGGAAGGAUAGCGGAUUCUAUCGAUGAGAACCAUAGAUUUAACCCAAACCCAAGUUCUUGUGUGCCAGGAAGCACAGUUCAAGCGAAAGUGGCCAUCAUUUCUUCUUUCUGUAAACUUUUUUUCAUCCCCGUAAUGGCAGUUAUAUUUUCACAAAUAUUUGACAUUGUGCAGCUCAAAAACAUCUCUAACGGAUUUCGAGAUAUAACAACUUCAAAUCCAUCAUUUUUAUACUUUAUACUUCACAUUGUAACGAGCUUCUUCGGUUACAAUUUCGGUUGGCUCGCAUGUUCUCUCGGCAUGCACUGGAUCGGAUAUGCUCUACCGUUGAUGCUGGCAACACCGAUUUCUGUUAUCGCGCCACACCUCUGGAAAAUAUGUGAAAAAAAAACACUUCCAUUACCGUGCGCACCAAAACCUUCAUAUUAUACAAUAAUGGCCGCAGUGUUUCUGUGGCUUGCACAGUGCAUGGUGACGACCUAUUACUUGUGGAAAAGUCCCGAGGAGAAAGCAAACCGCUUGCUUUGGAUUCCAUCUUACAAUGGUAUGAAUUUUUACACCUUCAUUACCAAAUGAUAGACAGAGUCCAGAGGUACACAUUUAUUUUACAUGUUCUGUCACUUCAAACGUCGUCGAAGAAAAAUUUUGCCUUGAAAACGUUUUUCUUUUUUCUUUUUUUUUCCCUACAAGAAUUAUAGUGGAUAUUGAUAACAACGAGGACUUAAACCCAAAUCUUAAAAUGGGAGAAAAUAAAACUGCAAAGACAUCGAAUACCGAAAACAAUUAAGUCAACGAGACUAAACAGAGGAAACCCAAUAAUAAUAAGAAGAACACUACAAAUAUAUUAACCACUACAUAUUGCGGGAUGAAUGAAGUGAUCGCUUUUAUCUGAGUUAUAUAGUCGAAACUGUAAAUUUCGUGUUUUUGUUCCUUAGGUGUUUGCUUUGAACAGUACUUAUUAACUUACAGACGAAACCGCCAAUCUGAAAAGGAACACUUCAAACAGCAAAAUCUGCAGAGUAACUAUUUAUUCUUUUCUCCUUCCUCCUAUUUAGCCGCCAUUAUGUUAAUCUCCCAGCCAUAGUUCGUCACCGAAGGUUAUGAAAAUUCUAAUCGUAUCACUCGAAGAAAUAUCACCUUGUCUUAAUUAUCAUGUGGCGAUGGCAGGAUUUCCAAGUAAAUUGCAACUAGUAGCAAUUAUUUAACACAGAAAUUCUCACAAGUUUUGUUCUUUUUGAUUGCCUCUAAAGGAGAGGAUAGUCAAAUGCAUGUCUUCAUUUGCACUACAAUGUAUCUCGAAAAAGACAAAGAAAUGGAAGAACUUCUUCGGUCAAUCAUAGAUGUCAACAAGAACCUACAGAACUCAAGGCACCGUUACGAAUCACACGUGUUCUUUGAUGAUUGUGUCGAUAAAGACCGGCUGAACAGUCAUGUGUUGCGGUUAGUUUAUCUGGUGAAGGAAUUCUUAAAUUUGCCUCUCAACAGUUGUAUCAAGAUGAGGACCCCUUACGGAAUGCAGCUAAAGUGGACAGUCCGGGAUAAAAUGGAGUUCACGAUUCAUUUAAAGGACAGUACAAAGGUGAAGAAUCUUUCUUGCUUUGUAGUAAUCUAAAUUUCUAUUGUUGAUUAUUAAUACAGGGCAGUUAACGCUCAAUUUUUGCAUUUUGGGCCAAACAAAGGUGAAGAGGAAGAAGAGGUGGAGCCAAGUAAUGUAUAUGUCCUACAUCCUGGAUUAUAAAAUCCCUGAAGGUAAAUAUCAACUUUUUCAUCGUAUCAAAUUUUUAGACUAUCUUGUCAUUAUGAUAAAAUUAAUCCAACCUUAUAUAUGAUUACAUCUUAGGGAAAGACGACCAGUGCUUCAUCCUUUCAACAGACGGUGAUGUUAAAUUUACCUACGAGUCCGUUGAGACCUUAAUUGAUCGAAUCUGCGAGGAUACCACAGUUGAUGCAGUUUGUGCCCGUACCCAUCCUCUAGGCCGUGGACCCAUCGUAUGGUAUCAGAUAUUUGACUAUGCUAUCGGCCAUUGGUUUCAAAAGGUUUGUGUUGUCAUUUGAGCUGCAAGAUGAGUAUAAUAACCAUAUCCAGUCCAAGAUUUUUUUUUUCAGCAAAGGAAUCGAACAGAAAAGUUAUGCUUCAGGGAGAUAACAAAGACACCUCUAUUUCAGUCAGGCUUAUAAAUGUAUGCAAAACAGUUUCUCUACUGUUUUUAAUUCUUUUUUUUUACUUUAGGUGACUAAUCAUAUGCUUGGCACAGUCUUGUGUUGUCCUGGAUGCUUCAGCUUGUAUAGAUGCGAGGCUUUGAGGGAUGUUUUGAAAGAGUUUGCCACUCCCGCAAAAGGUCCCUUUGAAUAUCUUUCCAAAGACUUGGGUAAGGUUCAUUCUCACCUCUUUGUUUACCUUACUCCGUUAUUUAUUCAUUAGAACUCUUCGGUAAUUACAUUUACUUUGUGCAAAUAAAAGAUUGAUAAUAAAAUAAAUAAGUAAAUAAAUAAUUAGUACCUCUUAAUUUCUUUUCCUCCUGGACCCACGAUUGUCACCAUCAACCCCCUUAUACUGUAACCGUGGUAUAAUUAUGCUCAUAUGUCAUCAUUAUGCUCAUAUUGCUAAAAUCAACUAAGUCACAACCAUUUUUUAAGGGGAAGACCGUUGGUUGUGUACACUGAUGAUACAACGUGGCAAACGAUUGACAUAUUGUGCUACUGCAAAUAACAGCACUUACUGCCCGGAGAGCUUUGAAGAGUUCUACAAACAAAGGAGACGAUGGACGCUAUCUUCCCUCGCUAAUUUAGUUUUGCUGAUCAGCAAAGGGAGAGAAAUACUGAGAAAUAACAAACAUGUCUCGUUUUUAUUUAUCCUUUACCAAACGUUCGUUGUCAUUUUCUCUGUGAUCGGGUAAGUUAAAAGCAUUUUUAAAGUUCACAUGAGUUUUUAGACAUUGGCACAAGUCACUGAAAAGAUAAUUCUUUAAUCGAGUCAUAUGAAGCAUCACUCAAUUUUUUUGGAAAUCAUCCUAUAUUCUUAGCAUCUUUAUUAAAAACCGCCAAAACAAACGUUAUUUAUGAUGGCGUGUGAAAAAAAAGAGCGAAGCUUGCCUAACAUAACUUUCAAAAGAUGCGCUUUUGCAAUUCCUGAUGAUGCUAAGGGUUAAAAAGUCCCAGGAUUGUUUACCAAGGAAUGAGAAUGUCUCUUGCUUUUAGAGCAGUAUGAUGUACCUCAGCUGUCGUUGCUUAUUACUGCGGGCAGAAUUUAGGCCCAGAAAUUUGACUGAAACUGUAAUGCAACUUGGCUAGUUUUUGUCUUUCAGAUCGUCCACAUUAAUUCUGGUCAUAGCGGGUGGAAUGACACUAUCAGGUGUUCCCAUAAAGGAAAUAUACGCAGUCGCAUUCCUCUGUCUGGUUUUUGUUGCUUAUGUAUUAUUAUGUCUCUACAAGCCAAAAUGGCAGCUGAAAGUAUCCAAGAUGCUGACCUUUCUUUUCUCAGCAAUUAUGUGCAUCAUAGUAAUUGGCAUGGCUUCUCAAGUUUCAAAAGAUUUGCAGGCGAGAAAAGUUGAUCCAACUGUCGGAACGAUAGUGUAUACGAACACAUCUUUACCAGCAUCAAAACUUCUGCAACACAAUUUACUGGCUGCUGUGAGUUCCCUGUACUUAGCUGGAUUGAUAGGGGUCUUUGCCAUUGCUUCUUUCUUGCAUCCAGGAGAAAUCCUUUGCUCUGUCUGUGGAAUUUGGUAUAUCUUGUGCCUGCCAUCUGGCUUUCUGUUGUUGACGAUAUACUCCAUUUGCAAUUUAACCGACACUUCUUGGGGUACGUUUAUUAUAAUUUUAUCAUUUCACUGCUAUCAUUGA